Prunus avium (sweet cherry) is the source of this 1526-nucleotide messenger RNA. Its product is annotated as F-box family protein. The record is from RefSeq and is a predicted model, not a curated record. Lineage: Eukaryota; Viridiplantae; Streptophyta; Magnoliopsida; Rosales; Rosaceae. Gene Ontology annotation, molecular function: protein binding.
CCUCUCUCUCUCUCUCCAAUAUCUCUCUCUCUCUCUCUCUCUCUCUCUCUCUCUCUCUCUCUCUCCAAUCUUUUCCUUUUAGGGUUUGAGCAUUUCAGAGACACUUUUGCUCGUGAACAAAAGGCUUUGAGGCUCGACGAGGCACCCGAGUUUUGUUGAAGUCACUUGAUAUGGGUCCCUGUAUGGAUUUCUUGAACUGGCUUGAUCCUGACAUGUCAUUACAGGUCCUAACUUGUUUGGACGAUCCAACUGAUCUUGUUCGCAUUAGUUCUGUUUCCCGAUCUUGGCGUCAUUUUGUGAUAGAAAAUGGUCUUUGUAAGAAGCUGUGCUUGAGAAUGUUCCCUCAGUUAUCCAGAGUUGCUCAAGUGAUUGAAAUCAACAACCCUGACACAAAAGCAGAAGUUGGAUCUAGCAAUUCAAAGGAAUUGGAAACCUUGGAAAGGGAGCAUAGGGUCUAUGCAUUUUUAGCUUGUGGUUUUACAUCUUUCAAUGUUGGGGAUUCCAUUAAGAGGGCAUUGAGCGCUUCCAGCACUGACAAUUUUCCAGAAGAAAGCAUUCACAAUACUCUAGAACCAAGAGAUGUGGUGGGACGGAGAGCUUCGUACUGGUCGAGUAAAGGCCAAAGUGACCCUGCAGUGCCUGAGAUGCUGAUAUACAAGCUGGUGUCUGAUUUUGUUGUAAUUAAUGAAAUCAACAUACAGCCUUUCAAAGCUUAUUUCCAGCUCGGUGAACCCAUAUAUUCAGCCAAGGCUGUGCGUUUCCGAAUUGGGCAUGCCAAGUCCCCCAUGGAUGUAGAGAGUGAUCCAAUGGGUGAAUCAUUUCCUGAAGACAAGUUUAUAUGGACCUACAGUUCACAAGUGUUCCCAAUGACUCAGGAAAAUAUCUUGCAGACAUUCAAGCUUCCGGAACCAGUUCUUUGCAUAGGUGGAUUUUUGCAGAUUGAGCUUCUGGGUAGAGUUCAGAGACAAGAAAUGGAUGGCUUGUUUUAUAUAUGCGUGUCUCAUGUUCAAGUUAAGGGGAAGUCGUUAUCACCCGCAUUUGGUGUUGAAAUUCAUGAACCAUCUGGGCAGUUUGUGUUGAAGAACAACAUGCAAGCCAAGGGCAACAUCCAACCGAGCUUACCUGAGAAUGACUCCAAUGUAAACGCGGAUUUGGACAUGGAGAGAGAUAUUAGAGACAUGCUGCCAUUUGUAAAUAUGUUGCAAGGAAAUGUAGCGGAUUUUGAUGAAUUUGAAUGGAAUGACGUGGAAGAGGGAAUGGAUGAAGAGUUCGUGGUUUAACUGUACGUAUGUAUCAAGUUGCUGUAAUUUUCUUAUGUAUCAAGUUACGGUAUUUUUCUUUUUCUGUUUUAAACCUCGGCUCCUAUCCUCCUGCUUUGAAUUGGACAUCCGGGGCCUAGUUUUUUGAGUGCUAUAUAGCCACUCAAAGUGAGAGUGAUAAUGUGAUAGUGUCAUAAACUGUUAUUGUAGCUCUUUCUUUAAUGUGCUGAAAAACAUUAAUCCUAUGCAAUACAAAGUAAUUAUUAG